AUGGGAAUCCCUCAGUAUAAUGAACCCCCCAAGAGCCAGGCCCCCAACCAGACGGACGAGUUGGUCCAGCGGUUUGGACGGCUCGAUACUCUAGAUGAUUUGAUCCGGUUGCGAGCAGCCGAUGCAGUUCAGGAGCCGAUUUUGGCGUAUCCCCAGCAGACACAAGAUGGCGUUGCCUCGUAUGAGUUCUUCACAGGCGAGGACCUGGAUGCGAUGGUCGACCAGGCUGUCUGUACAUUGUUGGAAUCAGGCAUUCGUCCGCCCAAGAAGGAUGGCGAGAUUGUCGCCCUCCUCACCCUCUCAGACCUGAAUAUGGUCGUUACCUUCUUCGCCCUCAGUCGCAUUGGAUAUACCGUUAUGAUGCUCUCCCCUCGCCUCUCAUCCACGGCAUGCGUCUCCCUCCUUGACAACGUCGGCUGCGACACCAUCCUAUACGGACAGACACCAACCAUCCGCAGCACCGUCGGUGAAAUCCUACGCCAGAAACUCGUCGCCUGCAGACCCAUCAUCCAGCGGCCCUCCCUAACAGACACAGCAGAAGGCCCAUCUGUCCUGGUCCUCCACCGAAGCCGCAACCGAGACGCAGCGCGAAACCGCACAGCCCUAAUCCUGCACUCCUCGGGGUCAACGGGCACACCCAAGCCCCUAUUCCUGAGCCACAAAGCCAUCAUGACACAUCCAUUGCGUGGGCCGGGGCUUACCUCGUUCAACACGCUCCCUUGGUACCAUCUCCACGGCUUGUCGACGGCGCUACAGGCGAUGUAUAUGCGGAAAGUCGCGUAUAUGUGGGAUGCCGCACUGCCACUAACGACACCGUCUGUCGUCGCCGCAUUGGAAGCAGCUAGACCCGAGUCAGUCCAGGGAGUUCCAUACCUCCUUCAGCUCCUUGUAGACAGCACCAAGGGCCUCGACGCCCUUCGAUCCUGCAAGCUCGUCACAUACGGCGGUGCACCCUGCCCCGACGACCUGGGAGACCGACUCGUCGCCGAGGGAGUACAUUUCGGAGGCUCAUUCGGAUUAACCGAAGCCGGCCUCGUCGCAGAAUCCAUCUCCCGCCCCCCAUCCGACCCCUACUGGAACUACCUCCGCUUCUUCCCAAACCUAACCCCCUUCAUCUGGAUGAAGCCCCUGUCCUCGAGCGCAGACAAUGAUCUAUACGAAUGCGUCUACCUAGCAGGCCAUCCAGCCCUAACGGCCUCAAACUCCUCCGACCCCCCAGGCUCCUACCACUCCCGCGACGUCUUUACACCGCACCCCUCCAUCCCGAAGCGCUGGAAAUACGUCUCCCGCCUAGACGACCGCGUCAACCUGCUGAAUGGAGAGAAGGUCCUCCCGCUGCCGAUCGAGGGGUGUAUCAAGCAGAGUCCCCUUGUGGAGGACGCGGUGGUUGUGGGUGUUGGCAAGGCCGUUCCUGGGUUGUUGCUGUUCCGGGCAACACCUAGUAGUACAGCAGCGGAGUCGUCCGGGUGUCUUUCUGAGAAGGCGUUUAUUGAUGCUGUCUGGCCGGUUAUUCAGGAUGCGAACUCGCGCGCGGAGCAGUUCUCCCAGAUUACGAGGGAGAUGGUGGCUGUGCUCCCUGUUGGGUCGGUGCGGCCGCAGACGGAUAAGGGGUCUAUGAUCCGUGCGCAGGUUUAUGCGAGGUAUGCGGAUGUGAUUGAGGGGUUGUAUGUGCGGGUUGAAGAGGGAUCAUCGGACAGUGGUCCUGGUGGGAUUGUUUGUGUAGGCCGCGAGGAGACGGAGGCGCAUUUGAUGAAGCUUGUCAGGGAGGAGCUGGGGCUGGGGAUGGCGAUUGUGGAUUCGGCGACGGAGUUCUUUACGGCUGGGGUUGAUAGUCUCAAGGCGAUUCAGUUGAGGAGGUUGGUGGUUAGGGAUUUUGCGAUGGAGGAUGGGAAGAGUCUUGGGCAGAAUGUGGUGUUUGAGGCUGGUUGUGUGGCGAGACUGGCGGAGGUUAUAUGUGCAAUGCAGGCUGGUCAGGAUGAUGUCCAGCAGGAUGAGGACAGUGUUAUGGAUGAUCUGGUUUCAAGAUACUCGUCGUUCAGGGAUCAUGUUCCAGUUUCAGAAAGGAAGCAUGGCAGGGGUGUGAUACUCACCGGGGCAACCGGGUCUAUCGGUUCACAUACUCUGUACCGACUACUGAACGACGACACGGUCUCGACUGUCUACUGUCUAACAAGACGAGAGAGCCCCAAGGAAGCGAUCCUCGACGCCCUCGCGCAGAAAGACCUCAGUGUCCUGCCCUACCGAACGAAGAAGAUUGUUGCACUCAAUAGCGCCCUUCAUGAGCCCGACAUGGGCCUGGACAAGACCACCAUCGAGCAGAUGCGCCAGUCCGUCUCUUUGAUAGUCCACUCCGCGUGGCCAGUAAACUUCAACCUCCCACUGACCAGCUUCAUUCCGCAUAUCCAAGGACUCGCCAACCUGAUCGAUUUCUCCCUGUCAGUGCACAUGCCGGCACCGGCAGUCCUGCUCUUCUGCUCCUCGAUCUCAACAGCACUAGCCUCGUCCCUGCCCGAAGUAGACGAAAGCCCAGUGCCCGAUUCCAGCGCUCUGGACAUGGGCUACGCGCGCUCGAAGCUCAUCGGCGAGCGAAUCAUCAGCAACGCUCGCAAAGCCGGAGCAAGGACGUUCUCGCUCCGUAUCGGCCAGAUCUCGGGCCACUCGAAGAAGGGCCUGUGGAAUGACUCGGAGGCGAUCCCGCUCAUGAUCCGGUCUGCACUGACAUUAAAGGCACUGCCCAAGCUGGACACGGAGUGCUCAUGGCUGCCGGCUGAUAAGCUCGCGGCUUCAGUGCUAGAGAUUGCACGGGCAUGUUCGCUCCACGUGGUUGAUGAUGAUGAUGAUGAUGAUGAUGAUGAUGAUGAUGAUGAUAAUAAUAACCCUAAAGGCGACGACUCCAUCUACAACCUGUGCAAUCCGCGCACAUUCACUUGGGCCGCGAUGCUAGAUACGCUCCGGCAGCACGGGUUCGAGUUCGAGACUGUUGCAUUCCCCGACUGGCUGGGGAAACUGCGGGAGAGCGAGGCCCGGGGUGAGGAGCUGGUCAACCCGGCCGUCAAACUAGCAGAGCACUACGCUUCGAUGUAUGGUAGCGACAGCGGCAGCGGAGAGGCAGAGCCGAAGAAAUUCCGGACAGACAGGGCAGAGCGCGACAGCAUGACGCUGCGAAAUGGACGGCUGAGGAUAGUCCAGGACGGGAUCCUGGCUCGUCCACGUCCACGCCUCGCGGCCAGCAUCAUGGACAGCGCUCCGGCCAAGGUCGUCAAGAAGCGCAUCCGAAAGCCCCGGGGUCGCGGUCUGCGCACGAACACGGGCUGCCUGACGUGCCGCACCCGGCAUAAGAAGUGCGACGAGCAGAAGCCGAGAUGCGGCCCGUGUACAAACUCCGACCGCGAGUGCAUCUUUCCCAAUGCCUCGCGCGCUGGGACGCCGGUCUCUGCCGCUGCGUCUGCCACUGCAACAACGGCGUCCAGUUCAUCGCGCAUCCAGAACAUCCUGUGCUCUCCCCAUUCUGCUCCGCCUGGUCCUGUUGCCCCCACGCUGGACUAUGAUGCCACUGAUGGGCCGAGUCCCGAGACGCACAACAUCCUGGAUCCCGAGCUGGUCGCGCUGUAUCCAGGCACUCGUCCCCAGCCGCCCAUGCCCGACCUCUACUCCGGCUCCCUGCAGACGCUACCGUCUGUGCAGUCCUCCGAGACGGUGGCGCCUGACGUCAAUGGCGACCACGCGAGCACCAAAUGGCUGAACCUGCUCGCGACCGAUGCUGCCCAGGCUGGGAAUGGCUUCAGUCUGCCCAGUUCCGCCCGGUCGCGGCUCUCCCGCGGGUCCGGCCACUUCCACGAUCGCACCAGCACCCCGACGCACCUCUACUCGCCGCACAUCACGGAGCGACAGGCCUGGCAGGCUGAUGCGGAUAUUGUCUUAUCCAAGCCCGAGGCGGCGCUCUUUCGGAGAUUCACCGAGCGCAUUGCUGCUUCUCUUGACCUAUUCGACCCCCAUAAGCAUUUCUCUCACUAUGCUACGCGGCUUGCCUUGCGCAAUGUCGGUCUCAUGAAAGCCAUCCUCGCGCUGUCCGCCCGAUACUCAUCAGUGUCCACGCCUACGGACAGCUCUGUGACAGAAGCGCUUGUCGACCCCAACGAAGCCAUCCAAUUCUACUACGAGACCCUGCACUAUGUCUCGACUGCUCUGCAGUACAACUCGUACAAGCACAGCGAGGAGCUCCUCGCGACCGCCAUCGUAGUAAGCACCUACGAGAUGCUCGACGCCAGCGAGCCCAACUCCAACUGGCAGCGCCACCUCAAAGGCGUCUUCUGGAUCCAGCGCUCCCAAGACGUCAACGGCGCCUCAGGUGGCCUUCGCCAGGCCGUCUGGUGGGCCUGGCUGCGACAAGACCUCUGGGCUGCCUUUCGCGAGCACCGCCGCUGCUUCAGCUUCUGGCAGCCCAUCGUCGACUACCCAGACCUCAACGAGGACGACCUCGCCUACCGCUCCGUCUACCUCCUCAGCCAGGCCGUCAACUACUGCACCGAGCCGCCCCCAGACACUAAUGCGGAAGCCGACGCCGACGUCGACCUCGAGCAGGUCCGGCUACGCACGGAGCGCGGCAACGAACUCAUGGAUAUGCUGGAGCGGUGGAGGAGUUUCUCCAAUGCAGCCUUCAAGUCCUUCCCGACCGAGAACCGCGACGAGGUGCAUGGCUGGGCGCCGAUCUGGAUCCAUCCGCCGGCAUUUGGGGUCGCGCUGCAGGUGUACAGUUUUGCAAAGAUCCUUGUCUGUCUGCAUCGGCCCGUCCCGAGCGGGUUUGCAGGGUAUCGCAGUUUUCAAAAAACACUAAAUGACGCCGUCGCUACAAUCUGCGGCAUCGCCAUGGAACUCACCGAGCCGGGCUGCCAGAUCAUCUCCGCGCAGUGUCUGUUCGGCGCUGGACUGUGUGUCCAGGACGGGGCGCAGCAGGAGACGAUCAUUUCACUGAUUCGGGCCUGUGAGGCGCGUACGGGGUGGCCGAUGGCGACGAUGCAGGAGGAUUUGCGCAAGGAGUGGGCGAAGGCUGCGGGCGAGGCGAAGAUGGCGUUAUAA
Molecule: messenger RNA, 5076 nt
Organism: Aspergillus versicolor CBS 583.65
Lineage: Eukaryota; Fungi; Ascomycota; Eurotiomycetes; Eurotiales; Aspergillaceae
Exons: 9
Coding region: 1-5076 (1691 amino acids)
Biological process (GO): regulation of DNA-templated transcription
Molecular function (GO): DNA-binding transcription factor activity, RNA polymerase II-specific; zinc ion binding; phosphopantetheine binding
Source: RefSeq, a predicted model, not a curated record